GGCCGGCUCCACUGCCCUCACGGACGACCUCAACAAAUACUUCCCACCCCGGCGCCACACGUCCACCUCACGCCACAUGGUACCCUCUCCAGCUCGGCAUUUGAAACGCGGGAUUCUCAAGAGACCGAACUUCAAUCUCUCACCGGCGUGUCCUCUACUCUCCCCCGUGUUCGAACCUUUAGGCUAUUGGAGACCUCGGGGGUUGAGUGCACAGGGGAAGAAAUAUGCAUAUUCCAUAUAUACUCAUACCUGGGUAGAGAAGCGAGAUACGGACCACGGAAGUGUACCGUACCGACGCCGGAACCAUUACCGCCCCCGCGAGAGGCCGAGCGGCGGCCAUGGAUUAGGGUCCCAGAGGCUUGCGAUGCACUAUCGACACAAGUCGUCACUGACGCGGCUCGAGCUCUACAUUCGCCAAGUCAACCAAGAUCUGGGAUCAAAUCAUCUCGAUUCGCUGACCGGUCAACACGAACUCGAGCUCGCCGGAAAGUGGGUCGCCUCGUGGAACUGUGGGUAUUAUUCGCGGGCGAAAGCACCGAAUACAUUGGGGCUGAACUACACCGAGGAGUGCCGAUCUUGAAGCCUGAAGAUUCGUUUCUGACGAUCUUUUCGACUGCUCGUCCCGGAGCCCCGUGUGGAAAAACGUAGGUGGAGUCUUCCCCGGACAAUAUAUUGCACGAACACGAGCACAUUAAUAUCUACGUUAUAGGGUUGCUGACAGACAGGCAGGAACAACCCGAGGAUAGAUUGCUU
Messenger RNA from Tricharina praecox, 753 nucleotides. RefSeq lists its product as uncharacterized. Lineage: Eukaryota; Fungi; Ascomycota; Pezizomycetes; Pezizales; Pyronemataceae. The transcript has 4 exons. The annotation marks the transcript as partial. The record is from RefSeq and is a predicted model, not a curated record.